AUGACAGCCAUGAACCUUGCACUCACCACGCACAGCUACCACACAUCCCAGGCCCACGGUGACCUAUCAACCCCACCAGCGAUCCGGCCAGCAUGCCUCAAAUGUACCUGCCGGAAUUACGCUCCGGCUGCCAUUUUACGGCUUCACAUCCAGGCUGUGGGACAUGCGGUAACGUGACUACCUAUUCUCCAUGACAGCCACAAACUUCGCACUAUCCAUGCAAGGCAGCCUUACUAGCUAACAUUUGCAUUUGUCAUGCAACCCACUCCAAUGGCCAUCACGAACCACACCGGCAUACUAACAAAUUCAUAUCACGUAACAGGUCAGGCUCAGCAUGUUCCCCUGUUGUCAUAGCAACAUAUGAACUAACUCUACAUGUGCUAAUGGUGCAAAGGGAAUUUUCCCAUAACAGAGACAAAACAAUCAUCAAACUCUCAAGCUUACCAACCUCCCAAGGCCACGGGACACAGUCGAGAUUUAAAAAUAAGGGGUAACAUAGGAAGGGAGAUUCGGGCCUCCCCUGAUUAAAUUGUCAGUACGAGCCAUGAGACUCGACAUCAAGACCACAGACUGUUACUAUCAUACAACAGAUAGGAAUUUACCAGGUUACCAUGUCAAAAAGGGGGGAGCCACACACCCUCAUGACAAAAAUGUAUCCACAAUUUCCAGUUCACUCCUCGCAGGCAAAUGUGGCCAAAGGCAUAGUGGCAUGUAGGGUCUUGGUUAAGCAGUCUUACCGCUUUACCGUUGACUGGGAAUAUUAACUCUACAUAUAUAUUCCUGGUUAGGUCCGGCAAUAUACGGAACGUGGCUAGUUUCUACCUAGUUGUCCUAGACCCCAGCAAUCAGAUCUCGCACCUUGUGAACUCUGACACCCCACAACUUCCAACCGGUCCGGAUUUCCAUACGUUGUCAUUUAAAGGGACCACACAUCAGCACUACACUCCUAUACAGGAGGCGCCAUACUUCACCUCAGGCGUGCAUAGGUGGCCCAAAUACUUGGGGGCGGAGGGGAGAGGUCGUGUUACAAAGCAUUAAGAAGUUAAACUCUGGUCGCAAGUAGGAAUGUAUCAUAUACAGUUCCACAUUAAUACAUACAUUCUCAUGUUCACUGGUUCCUACACUAGGUGCUUACUGAAUAAUUAUAGGGUUACACUGCAAUUUCUCGACUCAUAUUUCCCCUAAUAUUUGAUCAUUUAGUAGUCAUGCUCACAUAAUACUUAGACCCUCAAUUGGUAUUAUACUACGGCCACUUCGGCCCCACCUUCGGGUGUCGCGUUCAAAUCACCAUUCUGCAUUCAAGGGUAUGCACAAGUGGCCAGCGCCACACAUCUGAACGGCUGACAUUGUACCCACAUAUUUUCAUUAAGACACCCACUAAGUCACAUACUACCUUCAUGUGGCCACCUUGCCAUCCAAGUUUUACUAUGGGCUUAGCCUUUUUGAUUGCAUAGUUAAGUUGCAGCCCUCCCUAGGCCUUCACAACACACUCUUCGUAUGGCCAUCAGGACGCUUACCGCUACACCCUACUUUGAGCCCUUUCACUUUGGCACGGCAUAUGUAACCCAUCCUGCUGCCUGGGAUUAUAUACUGCCCUAGCAUACCACAUUCUGAGUACACCAUCUGGUCACACGGCCACACCGACCCUCCUGCAUACAUACAGGGCAUUCCAGAGCAGUGGCGGCUCUAGACUUGGCGAGGCCUUAGGCGAAACUCCUACAUGAGGCCCCCACUAACACCAUUAUUGAAAAAAAAUAGCAGUUGAUUUAUGUGUGUAAAAGAAGCUGUAGAUAUACUGAAGGGGGGGCUUGCAGCACUGGAUAUAGUGAGCUAGUCUUUGUAUACAUCGUUGCAUUGUCUACCUGUGUGUGUCUGGCAGUGAGGAUCCUUGUAUAUGUAUGUAUGUUUCUCUGAGCAUGUGUAUGUUUGUGUACUGCCUGUGGCCUGUGGCCUUUGGCACUGAGUUUAUGGCGAAGCUAUGUUUUAUGACAGUGUGUAUAAUUAUUGCCUUCAGGGGGUGGCAGGGUGAGUGUAAAAGAGGAGGGUACCAGAGUGUUUGGAGGUGGGUACCAGAGUGUUGAGGGCUGACAAUGAGAAUGGAGGGAGGUGCCUGUGUGUGUGGAGAGUGGUGCCUGUGUGUUUGGAGGGAGAGACAGUGUGUAUGGAGGGGAGUGACAGUGUGUAUGGAGGGGGGUGACAAUGUGUAUGAAGGGGUGUCAGUGUGUGCCGAGAGGGGUGACAGAGUGUGUGGGGGGUGACAAAGUGUGAGGGGUGGUGACAGAGUGUGAGGGGUGGUGACAGAGUGUGAGGGUUACAUUAGUGUAAGGGGUGUGAUAGAGUGAGAGGAAGGGUGACAUAGUGAAGGUGGGUAACAGAGUAAGAGGGGAGUGUCAGAGUAAGAGGGUGGGUGACAUAGUGUGAUGGGGUGACAGAGUGAGAGGGAAGGUGACAGACUAAGAGGGGGUGACAUAGUGUGAGGGGGUGAAAGUGUGAGGUGGGGUGACCUAGUGUGUGGGGAGCGACAGAGUGAGGUGGCAGAUGGGGUGGCAGGAUGACAGUUGGGGUGGCAGGGUGACAGGUGGGGUGAUAGGUGGGGUGGCAGGGUGACAGAUGGGGUGACAGGGUGACAGAUGGGGUGGCAGGGUGACAGAUGGGGUGACAGGUGGGGUGGCAGGGCUACAGACAGGGUGACAUGUGGGGUGGCAGGGUGACAAAUGGGGUGACAGGUGGGGUGGCAGGGUGACAGACAGGGUGACAUGUGGGGUGGCAGGGUGACAGAUGGGGUGUCAGAGUUGCAGGGUGACAGGUGGGGUGGCAGUUGGGGUGGCAGGGUGACAGGUGGGGUGGCAGGGUGACAGACAGAGUGACAGACGGGGUGACAUGUGGGGUGGCAGGGUGACAGAUGGGGUGUCAGGGUUGCAGGGUGACAGGUGGGGUGGCAGGGUGACAGACAGAGUGACAGACGGGGUGACAUGUGGGGUGGCAGGGUGACAGAUGGGGUGUCAGGGUUGCAGGGUGACAGGUGGGGUGGCAGGGUUGCAGGGUGACAGGUGGGGUGGCAGGGUGACAGGGUGACAUGUUGGGUGGCAGGGUGUGGGGGGUGACAAAUGGGGUGGCAGGGUGACAGAUGGGGUGACAGGGUGAGGGGGGUGACAGAUGGGGUGGCAGGUACCUUUUUCCCUGGUGGUCCAGUGGUGACAGACUACCUGGUGGUCCAGUGGGCUCUCCGGUCUGCAGCUCUGCCGGAUGCAGAGCUGCAGACCACAUGGUGAAUGUCUCGCGAUCUCCAGUCAGAGCGUUGCCGUGGUAACCCGCGGCAACGCUCUAAUUGGCUGGAGAUCGCGAGACACUUCAGUCUGCAGCUCACACCCGGCGGAGCUGCAGACUGAAGGCUGGCUCUCCCGGGCAGACUGACAGGAGGGGCCUCGCACCCGGCGGCAUACAGGGCAAGCCGCCGGGUCCCCUCCUGUGUUGGGUCCUCGAGGACCCGACAUGUCAGUCUGCCCUAUGGCGGUUUAGGCGGCCGCGAGGCCCCACACAGCGCGAGGCCUUAGGCGGCCGCCUAAACCGCCUAAUUAGAGAGCCGCCUCUGGUCAGGAUAUUACAUUAGGAGGGUCAGCGAAUAUAUACACACAAGUCGAAGGACUUGACUCACUCAAGUUGAGGAAUCCACCUAAAUGUAAUAAUGAUUUUUAUCAAAACAAGGUACUAUAGAACAUUGAAUGAAAAUACAGCAAACCGUUUCUUGUUCAGUUUUGCAUUAAAAGUGAUAUUGGACCAAUACAUGUGAUAAUGGCUGGAGCAUCCUCUUCUGUCAUAGGCUGGGACCAUGGUCCCCCGGUGAACCUUUCUCUAAUGUUUUUUCUUUUUCUUCCUUUUUCUUCCUUUUUCUACGGUUCUUCCAAAUAAAUUUCUCUGCACCGAAGACAUGUGCCGUCAAACCAUUUGAUGCUGUAUUGUUUGUCUUCAUACUUUAUCGUUUAUUGACUAGAGUAGGCAACCUACGGCACUAGUGCCAUGCACGGCACUCAAGGUGUUUUUCCACGGCACUCAAGGCUGCUAGAGCCAAACACACUGUGGCCUAUCAGGAGUCCCAGUGAAACUUCAGAUAUCUGCUAAUACGAAGAGGUGGUGAAGGACAAUCCUCAAUGUAUGCAUUGCAGCACAUAGAGGAAGUGAUCUGAGACCACUUCCUCCCAGCACUUGUGAAUGGGAAUCCACACUGGAGUAGAGCCGCCCGCAGCUGCUCUUGGAGCUCCUGUCCUUGACCUGCACCUGGCCAGCACGGUCCCCACUGGAACCAAGAGAAGCCAUCCACACUGCUAGAUAUACACAGAAAUGCAAAAUAACCCUCCCUUAUAACACGAACAGCCAACCCACACACAAACAUACACACAAUCCUCACAAACUCAACACCACUAACAAUCCACAUACAUGCACACGACCCCACAUGCAGCCUCUCACAUGCAAUACCCUAAACAUACACACACUACCAAACACACAAUGUGACAUAUCCAUCCACGCACAAUUCCACAAGCAGCUCCCAUACACAACCUACAUUCAUAGGUAUCAUACACAACACAACAAGCUACUUGUGAACAUAUACAAUAUAUUAGCUCAUAUACACACAAAUACAAUGAUACAAAGCAACUGCAGUACAAAUAACACAAGCGGAAUAUGGCAACAUACACACCUCAAUUUUAAAAAACAGGACCGACACGCUGCGAGACAUCCCAAUCUUAUUUCGGCACAGUGCUGCUAAAAGGUUGCCUAUCCCUGGACUAGACACAGGGCCGGACUGGGAAUGAAAAGCAGCCCUGGAAACAAAUUCUAUACCAGCCCCAUAAUGCAUCGCGCCAGCAUAGUGUGCAGAUAUCAAAGCGGGAAAAACAAACGUAAAACUGAAAACUAGCACUCAAACGUGAAAGAACGCACUCAUAGGGCUUCAAAAUAAACAAAAGAGCAGAUUUAUUAUAAGCAGACGUGCAUUUGCAUAUAAUCAAUGUUUCAGUCCAUUUUCUUGAUAUAUUAAGAAAAGUUUGGUAAUUUGGACUGAAAUUGUGAAUAUAUGCUAUUGCACAGCAGUAAAAAUAAUAAUUUUAUCUUGUUUUAUUUUGAAGUAAUAAGAGUGUGCUCUUCACUUUGGCUUACAACUGGAUAAGUUUCAGUCAAUGCCAAUUCAAUUCCCAUAGGAAAGCAUUGGGGGGGCUAUUGCGCAUGUUUGGCAAUAUGCUGCGCUUCACCACACCAUUCAGCAUCUCCUCAUAGAGAUUCUUUGCAUCAAUGCAUCUCUAUGGGGAGCGAUCAGCGCCUCCAUGCAGAGUGUGCAGCACUGGACUAGGAAGCAUCUCUAGUGGCCGUCUGAGUGACUGUCACUAAAGAUGUUCCUAGGCAGCAAUGUAGACACUGCCUUUUGUCUGAAAAGGUAGCAUUUACAGUGCUCAGAAUACAGGGACAGACUAUAGACACCAGAACCACUACAUUAAACUGUAGUAGUUCUGGUGACUGUAGUUUCCCUUUAAUACGACUUCUUUCUCUCACCGGUUGACUCUGAGUUACAGGGAGAGCAGGAAACACAAGUGAAGAUGCAUUUUGUUUGUGUCUUUCUCCCAAAAGCCCCUUUCAUGUGUCUCUUAGCCCCAACCCCCUUGUCUCUGCCUCCCUUUCCCCAGCCCUUCUGUGAGUCUCUUUCCCAGGCCCCAACACCUCUAUGUGUAUCUUUUCCCACAGCUCCUCUGUGUGUCUCAUUCUCCCCUUUCCCAGCCCCUCUGUGUGUCUCUUGUUUGUCUUACUCAGCUCCUCUAUGUGUGCCUCCUGUUCCCCUUUCCCAACCCCUGUCUCUUUCUCCCCACACACCUCUGUGUGUCUUUUUUUACUCGCCAGCCCCUCCAUGUGUCUCAUUACCCCACAACCCUCUGUGUGUCUCAUUCCACCCUCUCCAGUCUUCCAUGUGUCUCAGUAGCCCCCACGUGUCCCAUUAGCCCUCAGCCUUCCAUGUGUCCUAUUAGCCCUCCCUAUGUCCAUAUAGCCCCCCAGCCCUCCAUGUGUCCCACUAGCUCUCUCUCCCAGCCCUCCAUGUGUCCCACUAACCCUCCCUCCAAGCCAUCCAUGUGUUCCUAUAGCGCCCUCCCUGUCCUCCAUGUCUUCCUAUGCCGACUCCAAACUCUCCAUGAGUCCUUAUACCCCCUCCAAGUCCUGAAUGUGUCUCAUUAGCCUUCCCAUGUGUCUCCUUAGCCCUCCCAUGUGUCCCAAUUAGCACCCCAUGUGUCCCAUGAGCCCCUCAGCCCUUCAUGUGUCACUAUAGCCCCCUCCCGGCCCUCAAUGUGUCCCAAUAGGCCCCUCCCAGCCCCCAUGUGUCCCAAUAGGCCCCCUCCCAGCCCCCAUGUGUCCCACUAGCUAUCCCUCCCAGCCCCCAUCUGUCCCAUUAGCCCCCUCCCAGCACUCCAUGUGUCCCUAUAUCUCCUCCCAGCCCUCCAUGCAGUGGCGGAUCCAGACGCUAAUCUCGGGAGGGGCACUGGCAGACCAUUUUAAGAAACAAUCCAGGUGCAAUAACCACUAAAGCUCUCUGUAGUGGUUUUGGUGCCAGGAUUUGCUGUGGUGCCAUCCCAGAGUAAGAAGUCAGACAGUUUAAAAAAAGAUAACUUACCCAGUGUCUGCUAGGAUAGGGGCUGUUGUGUGUGUGUGUGUGAGUGGUGUAGUGUAUCUAUGGGGUAGCAAUUUGUAUAUUGGGAGCAGUGUGUUUGUGUGUAAUGGGUGCAGUGUGUUUGUGUGUGAGUGGCGCUGUGUGUGUGUAUUGGGGGCUGUGUGUAUAAGGGGGCAGUGUGUGUAUUGGGGGCUAUGUGUGUAAGGGGGGGCUGUGUGUGUGGGGAGGCAGUGUGUGUAAGGGGGGGCUGUGUGUGUAAGGGGAAGCUGUGUGUGUGAAGGGGGGCUGUGUGUGUAAGGGGUCUGUAUAUUUGUGUGUGGUGCAGUGUGUAGGGGCUUAUAGUUUGUGAGGGGAUAGGGGGGCUGUGUGUGUAAGGGGAGGUUGUGUGUGUAAGGAGGGCUAUGUGUGUAUGGGGGCUGUGUGUGUAUCGGGGGCCUAUUGUGUGUAUGGGGGGCUGUGUGUGGGGGGCUUUGUGUGUGUGUAGGAGGGCUGUGUAUGUGGGGGAGGGUUGUGUGUGUAUGGGGCUGUGUGUGUAUGGGGGAGGGCUGUGUGUGUAUGGGGCUUGUGUGGGGGGCUGUGUGUGUGGGGGCUGUGUGUGUGUAAAGGGGCUGUGUGUGUGGGGGGUUUGUGUGGGAGGGCUGUGUGUGUGGAGGGCUGUGUGUGUGUGGGGGGCUGUGUGUGGGGGCUGUGUGUGUGUGUAGGGGGGCUUUGUGUAGGGGCUGUGUGUGUGUGUGUAGGAUGGCUGUGUAUGUGGGGGUUGUGUGUGUGUGUAGGAGGCUGUGUGUGUGGGAGGGCUGUGUGUGUGUGUAGGGGGCUGUGUGUGUGUGUGUAGGGGGCUGUUGUGUGUUGUGUGUGGGAUGGCUGUGUAUGUAAAGGUUGUGUGUGUAGGGGCUGUGUGUGUAAAGGGGGGCUGUGUGUAUGUAAGGGGUUUUGUGUGGGAGGCUGUGUGUGUAAGGAGGGCUGUGUGUGUGUAGGGGGCUGUGUGUAUGUAGGGGGCUGUGUGUGUGUGUGUGUGGGGGGCUGUGUAUGGGGGCUGUGUGUGUGUAAGGAUGGCUGUGUAUGUAAGGGGGUUGUGUGUGUAAGGAGGGCUGUGUGUGUAUAUGUAAAGAGGGCUGGGUGUGUAAGGGGGGCUGUGUGUGGUGCAGUGUGUAGGGGGUUAUAGUUUGUGUGAGGGGAUAGGGGUGCUGUGUGUGUAGGGGAGCUGUGUGUGGUGCAGUGUGUGAGGGGAUAGGGGGGCAGAUUAAAUAUAUUUGUUUUUUUAAUUAUUAAAUAACUAAAUAAAUAUAGCUAAUGUCCCCCCUCCCUUCUUACCUUUGCUGAGGGAGGGGGAGACAUUGCUUUCUUUUCAUCCCUGGUGGUUCUAGUGGGGGAGUGAACUCUAACCUGCAGCUCAGGCUAGAGUUCACUCUCGCGAGAAUGGAGCAUUGCCAUGGUAACCGCGGCACCACUCCGUGAUCGCGAGAAGAGAACCUGGCGGAGCUACAUGUAAGAGCUCCCCCGGGUUCUCUCUCUCACUCCCUCCCCUGCCUGCUGCCAGUAAUGUGCCUGUGUGGGCCGUGGAGGGAGAUCACUGAUGUCCCCUCCGGUCCGUGAUGGCAAACAGCAGGGCUGGUGCUUGGAUAGUGCCAGCCCUGCAUGGGCUGGCAGGGGAGACCCUCGGCCAGCACUAUUUUCUCGGGGGAGGGGGCAAUUGCCCCGUUGCCCCCCCUAGAUCUGCCAAUGCCUCCAUGUGUCCCUAUACCCUCCUCCCAGCCCUCCAUGUGUCCCUAUACCCUCCUCCCAGCCCUCCAUGUGUUCUUAUAUCCUCUUCCCAGCCCUCCAUGUGUUCUUAUAUCCCCCUCCCAUCCCUCCAUGUGUUCUUAUAUCCCCCUCCCAGCCCUCAAUGUGUCCCUUUAGCCCACCCCCAGCUCUUGAUGUGUCCCAUUGAAUCCCCCAGCUCUCCCUGUGUCCCAUUAGUCCCCCCCAAGCUCUCCAUGUAUCCCAUUAGCCCUCCGCUCUCCCUGUAUCCCAUUAGUUCCCCCCAGCUCUCCCUGUAUCCCAUUAGUUCCUUCCCAUGCUCUCCCUGUGUCCCAUUAGUUCCCCCAGUGUCCCAUUAGUUCCCCCCAGCUCUCUCCUGGGUCCCAUUAGUUCCCCCCAGCUUGCCAUGUGUCCCAUUAGUUCCCCCCAGCUCUCCAUGUGUCCCAUUAGUUCCUCCCAGCUCUCCAUGUGUCCCAUUAGUUCCACCCAGCUCUCCAUGUGUCCCAUUAGUUCCUGCCCCAGCUCUCCCUCCCUGGGUCCCAUUAGUUCCCUCCCCAGCUCUCCCUGUUUCCCAUUAGUUCCCUCCCCAGCUCUCCCUGUGUUCCAUUAGUUCCCCCAUGCUCUCCCUGUGUCCCAUUGGUCCCCCCUUCCCAACUCUCCCUGUACCUAGCUGUAGGGAGGCCGAGCAGGGCUGUGUGUGUCCCUGCUCACUGUACCCGGUCUGACAGGAAGCAGUCAUGUGCUCUCUGUGAGCACUUCCUGUCAGACCGGAUAGGGGAACAGAAGCUCCUCUACCCGCGGUCUGCCUGCUCGGCCCCGCUACAUUCUGUGACCGGCAGGAGGGGAGUGUAUCCCCUCUUGCCGGUCACCCUGUAAUUGUGCCGUGCAGCACGCAGGCCGGUGCGGACUAGGCGGCCGCGCACCGGCCCGCUAGUAUGCCGUCCCACCGGGAAAUUUCCCAGUAUCCCGAGCCAGUCCGGCCCUGACUAGACAUGAUUGAUAUUUAAAACGACGAUAUUUGGUUAUCGAAAAAAAUCUGCAGAUAAAGAAUUUUAAAGAUGAUACUGGACUAGACCUUUAAUAUUUUCUACUCAAAUAUUUUUUUUGAAAUUCAGCUAGGUGAUUUUUUUUUCUUGUAGGUAGAAUUGACAAAACACAUUUAUAGCCUGAACAUAUGUGAGGGUUACAUAGACAUGGUUUAAUUGAAAUCUGAAAAACUAUUUAAAAAAAAAAAAAUUCUGUUUGUAUUUUUAGAAAAUUGACAUCACUAAUAAGGUUGUUGCAGAACUACUAUCCAAGACAACAGAAUACCUACAGCCAAACCCAGGUAAAGUGACAGUGUGUUAUGCUGUGAACACAUUAAAGUGACUCUAUCAGAAAAUGUCUAACAGCGCUUAGAAAACUGCCAAUAUUCUGUGUUGAUUUUUUUCUAAAUCUGCUCUGCAGGCUUUUAUUAAAGGGAAACUCUAAACACCAUAAUCACUACUGCUCUUUUCAGUGGCUAUGGUAAAAUAAGUCUUACAAUUGGUGCAAUGAGUCCCAGUAUCAUAUCAGACCAUUUACAAACAUUUUGACAAUUAACAGGGCUCUCCCAGGGACUAAAUCCCACCGAUCUACAAACACUCAGGUAAUGGUAAGCUUCAAUGUCACACAGCCUAUCAUACAUAUCUUUGGUUGACCUUAUUCAUUGCACAGUGGAAUACUGGGAGCAUGGACAACUUAUUUGUUGAAAUCUCAGUACCUGACGGACUUUGGAAAUGACAUGUCCUGCGUGUAAUGAUGAAUGAUAGAAGAAACCAUGGAGGGUGAUAGAAUAGUGAAUGGAGAGAUAAAGGAGAGAACUAAAGAUAUAAAGUAGUAGAUAUACAAUAAUCCAAAAGUAUUCAUUAAUGAGUGGAAGUAUCUCUAGAAGGUGGACAAGAAAUUAGGACAGGAAUAAUUUGUAAUGAAGUGCAGAAAAGUGCUCAGCAGAGUGUGUACAGAAGCAGAGGACCUCGCAAGGACCUCGGGAUCACAUGGCCCAGGAGGGCCAGAUCGGCAGCAGGGGGACUCCCUGGGAUGUCGGGUAAGUCCCCCCCCCCAAUCGCGAUCACCGGUGUGGGAUCGCCGGCAAGCAGGUAAGUGGGAAGGACGGUGUGGACAUGCUAUGCCGCCCACCGACUUUUAGAGCCAGGUCCACAAGGACAGCAUAGAAUGCCGGCUGUCCUUAAGGGUUAAUAAUGGAAUGAGAAUUAUGUAGAAUGUAAUGAGGGAAGUUUCACCAACUACUAACAAUUAAUUUCCUCCUGUUCUACAAAUGGAGUGUGUUCUCCCCAAAAAAACUAUUAAUAAUAGAUAUUGAAAGGAACACUAUAGUGUUAGGCAAGCCCGGAGUGGUAAAAAAAAAUUCAGCCCGGGCAUUAUUGAAUCACAGUGGCCCAGACAGAGGGGGCGGGGCUAGAGAGGUAGCGUUUUGUCAUCACCAAUGAUAAACACACCCCCUCUUAAAGUGAGCAUGUUGGUUUAAUGCUCUUCCAGGGCAGCCCAUGAAGAGCUCUAGCAUGAGAAAAAGGCCCUGUGUUUGUUCUGUCUCUGGUGUCUCUAUAGGUGGGAUACCAGAGGACAAAAUGGCAAGGAAAGUGUAUUGUGCAUGUGUUUGAUGGCUGCUUGUGGAAUUGCAUGUGUGUAGAGUGAGCUGAUUGUGGUGUGGUGUGGUGUUUUGUGUAAAUUGGCCGGUGCAGUGUGUGUGUGUGAAGGAUGCACUACUGUGUUUGUGUGUGGUGCAAUGUGUGUGUGUGUGAGGGGUGCAGUAUGUUUGAAUGUUGCACUGUGUUUGUGUGUGGUGCAGUGUGUGUGUAGAAUGCACUGUAUUUGUGUGUGUGUGAGAGAGAGGGGUGCAGUGUGUGUGAAGGGUGCACUGUGUGUGGGGUGUAUUGUGUGUGUGUGUAUGUGAAGGGUGCACUGUGGGUGUGGUGUGUGUGAAGGGUGCACUGUGUGUGUGGUGUGUGUGUAUGUGUGAAGGGUGCACUGUGUGUGUGGUGUGUGUGUAUGUGUGAAGGGUGCACUGUGUCUGUGGUGUAGUGUGUGUGUGUGUGUGUGAAGGGUUCAGUGUGAGUGUGUGUGUGAAGGGUGCACUGUGUGUGUGGUGUAGUGUGUGUGUGUGUGAAGGAUGCACAGUGUGUGUGUGUGUGUAUGUGUAUGUAUGUGAAGGGUGCAGUGUGUGUCUGUGGUGCAGCAUGUGUGAGGGGUGCAGAUAUAGGCAAAUAUAUAAAAACUUUUUUUAAUAAAUAAACCAUGUAUUUAAAAUGAGCAUAAGUAGCUAUGUAUUUAACCUUUUUUUUUAGUUAUAUUCCACCCUCCCUUCUUACCUUUUCCCAGGGAGGUGGGAGAUUGCAACCUUGGUGGUCCUGUGGAGAAACCCUGGUGGUCCGGUGGUGAGUUUACUCUCGCUUCGACCUUGCAAGAGGAAGGACCUGGUGGAGCUGCUAGAUAGAGCUCUCUCCUCUCUCUCUCCUUCCUCCUACCUCCUGGCUGCCCAGUAAAGUACCUGUGGGACCAUGAAGGCACACCGCAGGGCCGGCGCUCGGAUAGCACUGGCCCUGCAGGGGCUGGCAUAUGAGAUCCUGUGAUCUCCCCUGCUGGCCUUAGCCCAUGGCCAAUGCGGCACACUGGGCAUUUGCCCAGUUUGCCCGAUGGCCAGUCCAGGCAUGGUGUUAGGAAUACAAACAUGUAUUCUUAACGCUAUAGUUUUCUCCUCACUAGUAGGAUUAUUUGUUCCCCUACAAGAGUUAAAAAAAUAAUUACCUAUCUUAUAUCCCACAAUGGUUGCCCCGUCUCCAAUUUCAGCUAAUCCAAUUCUUCCCCAGAGGAAAAGUGUGCAUGCGUGGCAAAUCACUAUGCUGCGCCAAUCAAACGCUCUCUUUGAGCAGAAUUUGAUUGAGAACCUAGUCUGACUCGGGUCUCCCACGGAAGUGCGUCUAGUGCCGUUCCUUCAAAGGGUUACAAUGGCAGGGGCACUGCACCCAGACCACUUCAUUGAGAUGGAGUGAUCUAGGUACUUUUACUGAGCAUUCAAGUCCACCCCCCACAAAAAAACGAUUUGUUUAUAUGUUUAUUAUUAUUGAGCUAUAAAAGCAACAUUGAGGCCAAUGUGAUUAGCAGAACUUUCCAACUGCUUUAUUUUGACCUUCUGUUUCAGAUUCACUUGUCAUGUCUCCACCAUUUACUGUUUAAUGGAUGAACUCACAAUUCUUUAAAAUCAGACGUGAAACCUGUAUAAGAAUUCUCACAGUGUAAACUGCAAACUCAAACACAAAUUUCUGUCAAAUUUCUUAUUUAUUGUGGGUUUUUUGUGCCCUAACCGUACUUUUUAGUAUAUAAACCAUUUUUGGCGAUACAGUGGAUUUAUGAAUUUAUCCAUCAGAAAAGUAGCAGGAUUUUUCCCACAUCUGUAAAUUUAAAGGGUCUAUUUUUGCUAAACUGGCGUGAUUCACUAUAAAAAAAAAAAAAAAUCACUUUUUUGAUCACUUUAAUAAAUUCUACCAAAACAAUGAGUGAAUGUAACCAUCACUUCUCAGAACACUCUGAUAAAUAUCCCCAUUAUACUGCAUAUACAUGUAAACAUGCAUACACUUACCUAUACAGAAAAAUAUUGUGAAUAUAUCUUAUCAUUUCCAGCAUACAGGGCAAGGCUUGGAAUGUUGAACACAAUGUCAAAAAUCAGAGGACAAGUUAAAAACACAGGAUAUCCUCAGACAGAAGGUCUGCUCGGAGACUGCAUGCUGCGCCACGGGAGAGAGUUGGGGGAUGAUUCUGAAUUUGGUGAGUGAAAAGAAGUCAACCCUUUCACUACCAUAGUGAAAAAAGAAAAUUCUAAUUGUAAAGUUGUGUUUAGUUUUAUUUAAAAAUAUUUUGCGUAAACCUGUAUCUUCUUAAUAAUCACAACAGUAUCAAAUUAUUUAACCAAGAAAUGUUCAUCUAUAUUUUUGCUGGUUUCCAAGUGUGUUCUGGGUUCUAGAUAUUUUGCCAUUUUUACCUAAUUUUAUGGUGCUUAUUGUAUCGACCUGGAAAGGCUGAAAGGUUGAAUUGAGCCUAUGUUACUGAACCUUUGAGAUAUUCCAUUUGCAGCUAUAUGAAUGGGAUAUUCUUGCUUCUUCAAUGUCGGUUUUCAUCACUUAUCUUUGUUAGUAAAAUUCCAUUAGUAAGAAUGCUAUCACAUUGCAUUUCUGUAAGUAAUAGAAAAUUAUGAGAUUUAAUGAUCAGUAGCUAUUUCAAAAUACAUUUUAUAUGUAUUACAUAUAUAUAUCUAUAUCUAUAUAAGUAUAUAUAGAUAUAUAUAACAGCUGCGGGCAGCAAUCUCGGGGUCAGAGGUGGUGAGUACCCAUAUAUCAGAUAUUUGUUAAUCACUGUGUUAUUAUUUUUUUUUUUUUUUGUAAAUAUAAGUUUAUUUGUAUAGAUUUGCUGUAGCAUAUACAAUCAAACAUGCAAUAGUGGAUCGGUAGACACGCAGGUCUCACUUACAGUGACAAUUAGUUAAGUAUUUAACAUUUACCCAGUAUUCUUAGAUGCUUAUAGGCUUUAUUAACCUCAUGUGUCUAUAGGUUCCCUAUCUCCUUCGUUCCCUUUCCCUUCCUCUCUCCUUUCCUUCCCCCCCUUCCCCUCCAUCCUGUAGUUCCCCUCUUCUCAUCCUUCUUCUCCUGUACCCUUUCCUUCUCUGUCCCUCUCCCCUCUCUACCUCCCCUCCCCAUCUCCUCCUCCUCCACCUUUUCCCUGUUCCCCUUCGUUUUUGCGUUCUCUGGAAUCAUGGGGCGCUCUUUUAACUAUAGAGGUUAGGUUUAUUUCCUUCCGCUAUGGGGAUCCCUAUCUCAUGGUCCGUUUCGUUCUAUCCGGGCAUUGGCACAUUCUCUGGACAUUGGUAGCCCCCUAUUUUCUGGACUUCUAUCUGUGUCGGAUUUCGGCCGGAUGUCCGGUGUGGGCGGUUAUACUAGUGUCCUAUGUACCUUUACCUCUUGCAUUUUAUUCUUGAGCGUUGUGUGUUAUACUGUGGUUCGUUUGUGCAUCUUUAUUGUUCUGUACAUUGUGUUGGGCUUGUCUUACGGUCCUGGGUCUCCCUUCCCUUGGUCACUACUUCAGCUAAUGCAUGUUUGUCUUUACCUCCGUUUGGGGUUGCUUUCUGAGAUGGCCGACCACCAGGCAGUAUAUACCGCUUUCGUGGGUGACCAUGUCUUAGAGUGCUCGUGGUUGUCUCCGUGCGUUCCAGUCAGCACUAGAACUGUAGCUAGGUGUGUUUGUUUAAUGGUUCAUUCUGAGUUUGCUUUUGUGUGCCCAGUGUGUAUUGGCAUGUAGCUGUUCCUUUAGCUGUAUUUUUACUAUUGUGUGGUGUGGCACCCACCAGGUUGUUGUGUUUCCGUGAUCCUUGUGUUAUGUUAUAGGUUAGGAGAGUUAGAGAAGAAAAGAAGAAGAAAAGAGAGGAGGAGAGAACAAAAAAAAAAAAGGGUGGGGAGGGGAAGGUGUGGAAAGCGUCCGCCUGUUUGACGCAUGGGGUAACCUUCUAUGUUACAUAUGCCAUCCAAGGUCUCCAUGUCUCCGUAUGUCGUUCUUCUCUCCCCAGUAUCUCUGCUAUUUUGGCUUCCGCCAUUCGUAUGUCUUCCACCUUACUUUUCCACUGUUCUGUCGUGGGUGGUUCUUGUUUCUUCCAGUGUAGCGGGAUCAGCGAUUUAGCAGCGUUCAGCAGGUGUCUCAGAAUUGACUUCUUGUAAGAGCCAAGUGGUUGUUCCGUGUGGUGUAUAAGGGCGGCUGCCAUAGUCAGGGUUGGAGGGUCGUCUAAAAUGUUCCGGAGUUCGCUUUCGAUUUUCCUCCAGUAUGGCUCAAUGAUUGUACAGUCCCACCAGAUGUGUCGAAGCGUUCCGGGGCCCGCAUUGCAUCUCCAGCAGGUGUUCGUUAUAGACGGAAUAUAUCGACUGAGGACAGAGGGUGUGCGAUACCAGUGUGUCAGUAGUUUGAAGUUUACCUCCUGGUAGUGAGAGCUGGAGGAGCUCUUGUGUUGUAAUAUCAGGAUUUUGACCCAUUGGUCAUCUGAAAACGUAUUGUCCGUCCAUUCCUCCCAUUGUCGUUUGUACAGGUUGUUGUUCGUUCUAUUACCUGUGAUUAAGGUUCGGUAUAUCGCCGAUACCCUCCCGUCCGCUUCCGGUGCUUGUGAGCAUAGUGUUUCAUACCAUGUGAGGUCCCUGUGUAUUUUAGUUCUGUUCGGCAGGUUAUGGUAGUAGUGUUGCAGCUGCGCGUAAUGGAACCGGUGCAGGAUCGUGAGCGAGUUUCCGUCUGCCAGCUCCCCAAGCGGUUUCACUCCCGUAUUGUGGAGAACCAUAUGUAUGGGUAUGUACCCGUCUUGAGCAUCGAUUGGCCAUGCAGAUGUUGCAAGUCCGUCCCCCAGUUGUGGAUUAUGAGUUAUGGGGAUUAACGGGCUUGGCUUGGGUGAGAUCUGUUGUUCGUUCCUCAUUAUGGACCACUGUUUUAACAUUUGUGUAACCGGGGAUUCCUCACCCAAGGUUGAAUGCGCUUCCGUUUCUUUGUGCCAUAUCAGCGAGUGUAAUCGGUUGUCGGUGGUAUCUUUCCAAAGUGUCACCCACCGUUUCUGUGUUGAGGCCAUGUGUAUUUCUCUUAUCCUUUGCAUGACCGUUGCUUGGUGGUAACGUUUGAUAUCCGGAAGUGCUAGUCCUCCCCAACCUCUCGGGAGGCUGAGUUUGUCGAAGCUAAUUCGCGCCCUGUCUCCCUUCCAUAUGUAUUGAAUGAAUGCUGUUUUCAAUCUUGCGAAAAAAGUGCGUGGAAUUGUGUGUGGCGCUGUAUGAAAUAGGUAUAAAAUUCUGGGGAGGAUAUUCAUCUUGAUCACUGCUAUCCUCCCCAGCCAGGAGAUGUGGGUAUGGUUCCACCGCUCGAGGUCUCUGAGUAUGGUAGUCAGAAGGGGUGUGUGGUUGUGUGUAUAGAUGUCUUUCGAUUCCUGUGUGAUCCAUAGCCCCAGAUAUUUCAUCCAUCCUUGGCACCAUUGGAAUGGGUAGUUGCUUUUCAGUUGUGCGCUUUCCCUUUCAGAUACAGUAACGUUUAAGAUUUCACAUUUCGUCAGGUUGAGUUUUAAUCCCGAGAGGCGUCCGUAGUUUUCGAAUUCAGUCAGGAGCGGAGAUAUGGAGUCUGUUGGGUUCCUGAGAAAAAAGAGCAUGUCAUCUGCAUAUGCAGCAACUUUAUGUUCGUGGGUUUUAUAGCAUAGUCCCCUUAUUCUCUCAUUUUUUCGGAUACGGUCUAAGAGUGGUUCCAAUGUUAGUGCGAAUAUGAUCGGAGAGAGCGGACAUCCCUGCCUCGUGCCGUUCUGAAUGUCGAGGCUAUUCGUAAGGGCCCCGUUGACCCGUAUUCUGGCGGACGGGCAGCUGUACAGUGCUGAAAUCCAGGUGAGUAUCUCCUGUCCCAUGCCCGACGUGCGUAGUGUCUCCAUCAUGAAGUUCCAGUCGACCCUGUCGAAGGCUUUCUCCGCGUCCGUUGACAAUAGGAUUAGUUUUGUCUUCGUUUGUUUGGCUAGGUGUUGGAUCGCGAAUAGCCUCAGAGUACAGUCUCUGGCUUCCCUUCCCGGAAUGAAACCGGUCUGGUCUGGGUGUAUCAGUCUUGUAAGAAAUGUUUGAAGCCUCAUCGCUAUCACCUUAGAAAAUAAUUUUAUGUCUGCGUUGAGGAGCGAUAUAGGGCGGUAGUUUCCCACCUGCUCUGUAUUUUUACCAGGCUUAGGGAUAACCGUAAUGGUUGCCGUCAGCGAUUCCCUACUAAAGGAGUGUCCUUCUCUUAUGCUGUUGAUCGCCUUCGUUAAAUGGGGCACAAGAAUGUUUCCGAAUUUUUUGAGGUAUUCUAUUGGGAAGCCGUCUGGUCCCGGUGCUUUUCCGGUUUUUGCCAUUUUCAGUGCUCUCUUGAUCUCCUCUUCUGAGAUCGGUGCGUCUAGUGCUUCUGCUUCCUCUUGCGUUAGGGCGUCCGGUCUGUAGGCUCCCAGGUAUUCCGUCGUGGCCAGCUUCCUCGUAUUGCGGGUCAGUUCGUCCUCGUCCCUUCGAAUACUGUAUAGUUGUUCGUAGUACCGUUGGAAUUCGGUCGCUAUCUCUUCCGGAAAUUGGGUUAUUGUUCCUCGUGUGGUGCGUAGGGCAUGUACCUGCGCUCUACCCUGUACUCCUCUCAGCAUGCGUGCUAGUAGCUUACCCCCCUUGUUGGCGUAUCUAUAGAAAAAUGCGUGGUUUCGUUGGAGGUUCCUGGCAUGUCUCUGCUCAAGCAGUUGAGAGAGCAGUCUUCUGUUUGUUGUGAGAUCCCUGUAGGUCUGGUCUUGUAGGGUGCGUUUGUGGGUCAUUUCCAGAUCUGAUAUCUUCUUCGUCAGUUCCACAAUUUGUUUUCCCAUUUCCUUUUUCUUCCGGGAGGCCAUGCGGAUUAGGUGGCCUCUGAUAACGCUUUUGUGUGCUUCCCAAAUCGUCAUGUCCGAAACCUCUCCAUUGCUGUUUUCCGUAAAGUAUUGGUUCAAAUGAUCAGUGAGUUGGGUUCUGAGUGCCAGGUCCAUCAAGAGGGAGUCGUUCAGUCUCCAAGAGGUUCUUGCUGGCCUAUAUAGGGGAGAUGACAUAGUCACCUGCGCCGCGCUAUGAUCCGACCACGGCGUGGCAAGGAUGUCCGCCCUCUGUAGGUGUGUGAGACCCUCCUGUUGUAUGAAUAUGUAAUCGAUUCUUGAGUACCUGUUGUGGAGCGUGGAAUAGUACGUAUAGUCCCGGUCGUCUGGAUGUCUUGCUCUCCAUGUGUCCACCAGUCUUAGAUCCCGUAAAGCUUUUUGUAUAGUUUUGCGCGCCGAGUAGGGCAUGCUGCUUCGCCCUGUUGACGUGUCAGUGAGGGGGUCUAGGGGCGUAUUGAGAUCACCGCCAAAGAUGAGUAUUCCUUCCGUGAAUCUUGACAGCUUCAACAGUGUGCGCCUCAGGAAGCUCGCUUGUCCAGCGUUGGGUGUAUAUAUCGUGGCGAUCGUGUACGUUUUGUUCGCUAUCUCCCCUUUGAUGAAGAGAUAUCUUCCCCCUUCAUCUAUCUUUUGGUCAGUGAGGGUAAAUUGCAGGUGUGCGGCCAGUAGGAUCGCGGUUCCCCCUUUGCGAGAGGUCUGGUGAUUGCUAUAGUAGUUUACAGGGUAGUGUUUGUCCUUAAGUAGCGUGUUUGAGUCCGAUCUGAGGUGGGUUUCCUGUAGGAGGGCAAUGGAGACAUGUUGUCUCUUGAGAUUUCUUAGAAGGUGAGAUCUCUUUUCGGGUGUAUUUAGACCCCUGCAGUUCUGCGACCUUACGACCAGUUCAGCCGGGAUGUACGCCAUCUGUGGUCCUGUGUAGGCUAUUUGGUGGUUCUGGGUUCUCGUAUAGCUCCUUCGUCCGUCUAUUCAGUUCUGGUCUCUUUGGUGAUGUGGGUCCAGGUGCGUCCCAGAGAGAGGCCUCUCGUUGUGGGUCGGGAGGAGAGAAGGAAGGGAGGGAGAAAAAAAAAAAGGGGGGAAGUAGGAGAGAGAGUGAAGGGAGGAGAAAUUGAACAGUAGUGGAAAAAAUGAACAGCGGUAGCGACUACAGCUCAGUGAGGUUCGUGUAUGCGGUGUGUGACUAUUUCUUCCAGCUAGUUUGGCGAUUAUUCGUCGUCGCCGUGUGUGGCCUUAGUUGGGUUGUGUGUAGCGUGUCAGGGCGUGGGGUAAAGUAACCGUUACCCCAAUUUGGGGUGACUCCGUGUACCCUGGUGGGCAACCAAUGCCGUACCACCGGUUUGUGUCCCGGCAAGGCUUCGACCUUGGCUCCCCCAGUGGGUCCGUCUACACGGAUAUGUGGUCAGGAAGUGGCCUGAUCCUGUUGGUCUCUGUUGCAAUCGCAGUGACUAGAUGUUGGGUGUGUGGCUCGAUCGAAUGUGGUAGCAGAGUCAGCGUUCCCACUAUGUUGAUCUCAGCUAAGGUGUGCAUUAGUCUAGGUUAUAGUUAGCUCAUGUGAAUCCUUGUCAAUGGGUCUGAUAGUUAGGUCGUGUUGUACUUCUCCCGUGUCUGGUGGCUUGCUCAUCCCCAGAGAGUCGUCCCGGGCAAGGUGCGUUUGAGUCUGCGGGGGUUGGAGCGCAACCCAGACGUUCCGUUGCCAGGUCUGAGGUGGGGUGCUUGCGUGUGGUGUACGUAAUGAGGGUGCAAUUCUAGUUGUAGUCUCUGUUAUGGUAGCAGUGUUCUGCGUGUAUGUCCUGUCUGUCAAGGUCAUUCUGUGUGGUAGGCUCCUGGGCAGGGGGGGGGUGUCCCGUAUCCGAACGUUAGCUAUGUUUUGGGUUAGCUCCGUGUGUCUUUAGUACAUGUUCGUCUACCUGUCUAUUAAUGGGGUGGGUUCCCUGUCCAUUCUAGGGUGAGGCCGAUCAUGAUGUAGCCCUCUGUUUCAGCCCCUACAAUAACCUCCAUCGCCGUGGCUUGUGGGCAGCUAGCUUUCCUUCCCCUUGCGUCUCUCAACUAUCCCCACUCCCACUACCUCUUCCUGUGAGCGGUUCCGUGGAGUUGUCUAGGGUAUUGUCAUAGGCCUUGCGGGAUCGGGGGGUUGUGCCACGUUGAAUUUUUUUUUUUUUUUUAAAUAUGAGGUAAAAUUAGUAUCAUCCACCCCUGUCCCCUCCCUCCCCCCCCGCUAACUGCAUUUUGUGAGAGCUUCCCAGCCUACCCCCCCUCUUACGUCCCUAGACUCUCUCUUCCCUUGGGAUGUGCUUCCCAUCUCCCUAGUUCCCUAGUUUCCCCUACCGACGCCGAAGCGCCCCCCUCCCUGUUCCGGCCGACUCCCGGCAGCGGCGUCAGCUUCUUCCUCUCUCCACCACCUCACUUACGUAUCCUCAUUAGUAAGACCCUUUUGCAGUUCGCUUCAAGUUUUUUUUUUAUUUUUAUUUUUUUUCCCCCUUCCCCCCCCUCCUCCCCCCUCCCCCCAGUUUUCAAAGUAUUCGUACUCCCAGUCUCAGUAGUUAGCCUAUGAGAUUGCAGUAGCAUACGUAUCCCCCGCCCCUGCCCUCCAUAAUCCUCCCUCCCAAAGUAGAAUCGACCCAAAGGUGAUGCGUCCAUAGUUGCGGGCCCUCUCAGGAUGUUGUCCCCCUUGCCCCUCGCCUUGAUGCUCAUGCAUAGCUACAAAAGUCUGUGUUUGUCAUCUUGUCAGUGUCUGAAUGUCAUUUGCACUUAUCUGGUUGUCCCGUGUAGAUGGUGUGUGCGUCCGCAGUUCCUUUUUGCCCCUCGGAAUGUUCGCCGCCAUGGCCGCCAGUUGUGGAGGUGUUAGACUCCCGGUUGUGCAGGAUGGUGUGCUGGGUUUUGUGGUCUGCGUGCCGGUCUUCUCUGUGGCGAGUCAUCUCUGCGCCGUCUCUGUGCCCUGGGUGCUGGUUGGUUGGGUCUCAGCUCCGACGGAUUCAGGAUCCAGUCCGUGACCUCCGUAUGCGGCAAUCCCAUGCUUUGUAAAAAGGCCGGUACUUCGUUGGGCCAGCGGAGCGAUUUCCAUUCAUUGUUGUGUCUGGCCAAAAGGCAGAAGGGGAAUCCCCACUUAUAUGGUAUGUUACCGUUUCGUAGUAUCUGAGUCACCGGUCUCAGCGCUCUGCGGGCCUCUAGCGUAAGUGGGGAGAGGUCUUGGUACAGGGCUACCUCUGCGCCUUGAAACCGCCAGGUUGGUCUCGAUCUUGCUUUGUUCAUUAUCAGCUCCUUGACUUUGUAUUCAUGGAGACAGCAUAUGAUAUCUCUGGGUGCGUUGUCUGCAGCACGUGGCCUCAGGGCUCUAUGCGCUCUAUCAAAUUCUAUGCGCUGUGGUGAUUCUGGACCUAGUAUGUCCCUGAACAGGGCGGUUAGUAAGGUCGGUACAUCUUCUUCCCCAGCCAUUGCUUCUGGUAGAUUGCGUAUUCUGAUGUUCGAUCUGCGACCCCUGUUGUCUAGGUCCUCAGUCUGUCUUCUUAGUUGCAGGAGCAUAUUGCCCUGUCUGGUCACUGCUGCAUCAGUGGCCUCCAGUCUGCCUGCUGUUGUGGUUUCCAAUUGUUUCAAGCGCCCAUCUUGUGCUGUAAGGUCCCUCUAGAUUGUAGCUACUUCAGACCUUAUAACCUCAUGCAGUGUGGCAGAGAGUGCCUGGAGGUCUGUUUUUGUGACCAUACUCCCAGAGAGGGCUCUGAUGUCGGCCCUAAUAUCUGCUAGGGAGGGUUCCUGUAUGUCAGGAGGUGGUGUUAUGGCCUGAUCGUCGGCCAUUUUGGCGCCCGGCCUUGCACGCGUUUGUCCGCCGGGUGUGCAGAGGAACCCGUCCAGCGGGCCGGUUUGCGGUGGUACUUGCGCCCCUUUGUUGUGCUGGGAUUCAGACCUCCUUGUGCGACCCAUCGGGUAGGAUUUUGCUCCGUGUGCACGCUGUCGGUAGCUAUGUGGGACGGAGCUCCUCUAACUAGCCGCCAUCUCCGACGGCGUUCAGGCCACGCCCCCCACUGUGUUAUUAUUUAAAUGUUAUAUGCACAUGCUUCAUGUCAUCCUGAUGAAAGUUCAUGUAUUGAACUGAAUUGUCAAUCGGUUUUACUUGGCAAACAACCAGAAUAAAAGUUACGUUUUAUUUUUUCACCACUACAAAGUCCCUGGAGUGCUAUCAUUUUCAACAUAUAUAUUACAUUUUCAUCUGAUUUAUUGUUCUCAUAGGGAAAAGCUAUAUUUAAUCAGUUAUUCCCCCUCCCCCUUACACAUGCAAACAGAUAAACAUGCUGAAACACAGACAUACACACACACACACACAUACAUACAGACACAUACAUACAUACAUACAGACACAUACCUACAAACACACACAGACACAGACAGACUUUCACACAUACAUACAGACACACAGAUACACAUACAUACAGACACACAGGCAGACAUACACACACAGACAGACAGACACAUAGACAGACAGACACACACACACACACACACACAUACAUAGAUACAUACAUACACACAGAUAUACAUACAUACACACACACACACACACACACAUACAUACAUACAUACAUACAGACACACAUACCUGGGGUCCAGUGGCUCAGCCUGAUGGGAGUCAGAGUUCUCACUCUGACUCCCUCCUCUCCUUCCUCCUGCGUGGCUCCCGGUCGUUGCUGGGAGGAAGUGACCUUAUCGGAGGUGGCCCGGUCACGCUGUUAAAUCGCCCCCUGGAAAUACAUAGCAUCGGCCACCCGAUGGGCCCCUUCAAUGUGGUCCCACGGCAACCGCAGUAGUUCCGCCACUCAGUGUGUAGGUCAUGCCCCUGCAUUCUCAAUUCUCUGUCAUUUAGGAGUGAAAUCAGGUCUAGAUACACUUCCCUGCAUGUGACACUAAAACACCUAAACACAUCCUGUAAAGAAUGAUCUAAUGUUUAAACUUCCUUUAUUGCACAUUCUGUUUUACUUAGAAUCCCUUAUCUCAUGCACUGUUAACAGCUUGCUAGACCCUGCAGGAGCCACUUGUGUGUGAUUUAAAAUUCAGUUUACCGAGCAGGAGAUGAAAAUGUCUAAAUCAAGUUACAUCUAAUUGAAAAUGAAACCAUUUUGUUCAUGCAGGCUGUCAGUCAGUCAGGGGAGGUAUGGCUAGGCCUGCAUGGACAGAAGCAAAAGUGGGCAUGAUUUAUACACCAAAACUGUUUAAUUAAGAUAAAGUUGUUUUGAUGCCUAUUGUAGCCCUUUAAGGUAAGGCGUAGCCCAUGACAUCAUUGCACCCUAACAAUUUAAUUGCAAUGAAGUUGGUAUGGUGCCGACAGUGGUCUUUAACAUCUAAGUUUUAAGGUGGCUCCAGAUUGUUGAGUCAUACCAUACUUUUUUCUAAGUUUCACUUGCAUGAACAAAUAAAUCCUGUACUGUCUCUUUAAAUUCCCCUGCAUGAACUGUCCUGUUGUGAAUGUUUUCCGACCUUUUGUUUUACUGUGGAAGUGUAUAGAGCCAGAUAGAUACAUGUGCACAGAAGAGAUAGCCAGUGCUAACAUAUGAAGCAUGUUUUUACAGAUGAAUGUCAGGGCCAUCACAAUGACAUAAGGUGUUCUGUGUGUUUCAUUGUGUACAGACAUGUACUAUAUAAUAAUAUUGUAAUGAUAUGGUGUUAUUUGCACUUGUGUAGAAAUGCAAUUAAAUGUAACAUUGAGAAUUUUGUUUUUUUUUCAUAUUUACUGCUGUGCUUUGGAGAAAUAUGGGGUACUAAAAUAAAGCCAUAGUUCCCUUUUAAACAAUGAUAUAUAAUAUGUAUGGGUGCAGUUAAACAGAAAGGGUGAAAGUGUUCAAGAAUGAACACAUAUUAAAAGUGAAAAAAGGGCUUGGUCACAAAUCACAACUUAACAGAGUCUCAGUCCUUAACGGGUUAAUUUUCUCCCUUUCUUAGGAGGAGCCUUGCUGGAUGUUGGUGAAUGUAUGAAACAAAUGGCAGAGGUGAAAGAUUCUCUAGACAUCAAUAUCAAGCAAAACUUUAUUGAUCCUCUACAGUGUUUACAAGACAAGGACUUAAAAGAAAUUUUGGUAAGUAAACAUUUUGAUGACAGUUGUCCUUUAAUGGAGCAGAUUGCUCUCUCACACCUUUAUCUAUUGUGUUGACCUGCAGAGUAACAUGUAAAGUUGCUAGAAGUGAUGCAAUUUCAAUCAGAAACCAUGUCUGAUAAGGGAGUAGGUAGUAAAGGACAUCUGUGUCUUGAUCCAGGACUAUCAAAGGGAUAUUGGUGAGGGGGUAGAGCUAAUGGACUCACUAGGUCUCAGUGUACAGCCAGUGCCACGAUUGCCAAGCUAUGACAGCUUCCAAUGUGUAUUCUUAAUACAGAGAGAAAAUACAUUUAGAACAUGUAAUAAAUAGUGGAUGAUCAUUAAAUAUAAGUAUAUAUAUUUAGUUGGUUAUGAUAUGGUAUAGUCAAGACAUUAUAUAUUAUAGGGGUCCUAUAAAAAGAUAUUUGAUGUGAAGAAGGAUACCUCUUUCUAUUAAGGCAUACCUUCUUGCUCUAGGAUACACUAACUAAUGUUUGAGUAUUCUACCUGCCAAAUUAGAUGUGUCACUUAGCCACACUCCAAUAUAUUCAUUUCACAACUCCCUCAUUACCCAGAUGAUAUAUGCUUGGUUUAUAGCAGCUGACAGAUGUCACAGGCAUAACAAGAAACAUGAAUACUGAGAUUUUAGUUAGGCAAGAGACUGCUGAUUGCUAUUGAAGUGGCACUGAGCCAGCCCAGGCAUAUGGGGUAUUUCUUUAUUCCCUCACUACCUACUUUGACUCUGACGACUACUCUGUGUCAUAUCAUCUGGGCAUUUACUGUCACCUCCGCAUUCUUCCUUGAACACUUGAGUAGUGACAUGGAGGAAACAUUUCUUUUAGCCACAUAGGGUGGGUCUUUUUUUUUAGUAAAAAAUUAUGAAGAUAAAAAACAAUAAGAUGGUGACUGACUGUUCAUGUCAGUGAUUUUUUAACCUUUUAGUUAUUGAUCAGGCUUUGGUUUUUGAACUAGGUGUACCAUUAUUAAACAAUAUAAUAAAAUCUCAUCAUACAAACUCGGUCUACACUGCCCCUCAUAUCAGAACUUUUCUACAUUCUUACCACCACAUGUAUGUACGAAGAAAGUAACAUAACAAACCUAUUAUGUCAUUAAAAGCACAUCUUCAUUCUGCAGUCUAUGAUAACACUAUUGCAGCUCAAGAUUCACUUACACAGACUGAAGCAGGUUGAUAUUUUUAAAAAUGGUCAAAUCUUUGGUCUUAUGUCAUUCCGACGAUCAGCAGCCAACUGCAGAACACUGACAGAGCUGGGUGUAGAAAAUGUGUUGUUGUGUUUCUCCAGGCAAUGGUGCCAAUUGGGGAAAGAUCUAGCUUCUCAUUUGAAAUGUGGCAUUUAUAACAUGACACAUGGAACUGAUAGAGAGCAUACCAAGGAUAGAGAAGGAGAAUAUAAGGGUAGGCUGGUUAGUGAGCCAGGCAAGAGGUAUGUAAGAGGGCUAAUUCUGUAGCCCUCUGAAUUUUCUCAAAAAUUCAGGCUCACCUCUUGCAGUAAUUCAGUUCUCUUCGGACAGUCUAAGUCUGCAACUUGUUGUUGGAGAAGGGACACAUUGGAAGCCAUAAGUUAAACGUUCUUUUAUAAAAUGGAGAACAGUUUAAGAAUGUAAAUAUAUAUAUAUGUUAUAUGCUUUUGUAAAAAAAGUUUGCCAUUAGUCACUGACUGAUAUGAUUUUAAUUCUAGUUUUCAUAAACAAGGCUAAAUGGAAUCGGGGUGAGGUUUACAUGUUACUGAUAACCACAUUUAUUCAUAUCUAGUGCUACUAAUAUGGCAUCUCUGCAUAUCCACCCAGUAGGACCCCAAUACCUUUUCAGCCAGUCCAAAAUAAUUUUUUCAUUUUGUUUCUUCUUUGUUUUCUUCUUACAGUACCAUUUGAAAAAACUUGAAGGGCGCCGCUUGGAUUAUGAUUACAAAAAGAAGCGUCAUGGAAAGAUCCCCGAUGAAGAAGUCAGACAAGCUGUCGAAAAAUUUGAAGAGUCCAAGGAACUUGCAGAAAGGAGUAUGUUCAAUUUUUUAGAAAAUGAUGUAAGUAUGAAAUAGAGUACACUGCCUGGUGGUCAGACGUGUUCACCUUAAGGAGUCAUUAGUUAAGAGUCUGACAGGAGGUUGGUUGUUUUAUGUUAUUUACUUUCUACAUUGGGUGGAUACUUUUCAAUACAAGUCUGCAGGGAGUAUGCUUAAAUAAACACUUUCAUGUUAGGAAUACAUAUGUGUAUUCCUAAUGAUAUAGAGUCCGAGUUGUUGUUUACGUUACCCGCCAUAUAGUUGUUAAAAAGUUAUUACUUACCUUUUUGUCCUAUGCUCCGCUGCUCUCCCCGCGAUUGUCUCCGAAUCCUUGGAUGAGAUCAUCAAUCGUCCUGCAGAACUGCAAUAUUUUCAUAUGCAGAGUUAAAACGUGGGGACAUGCCGCCCAGACCACUUCAUUGAAAUGAAGUGGUCUGGGUGCCUAUAGUGUCCCUUUAAAGGGGCACUCCAAGCACGAUCACUAUAAUUUUGGUUAUGGUGUAAGUAGUUUACGUCAAGCAGUCUUCUUGGCACCUAGAAUCCACCCCUCUGCUGUGGACAUGAUAACGAAUAGGUUUAAUUUCCUCAUUGUCCACUAAACGUGUGCACAAGUUCUUUUCAUCUAUACCCAAAAAUGACUUAAUUACUUUUAAUCUAUACCCAAAUUAAUCGAUCCUUUUGCGAUUUACCUGGGGAGUCUUAUUCAUUGAAUAUUCAAUUCACAGGAAUUAUUAGUUUGGAUGUAGUUUAUAAGGAAUUUGAUACAUUUGUAGCAGCUGAAAACUGUUUUGAAAACGGUUUGUGCUCAAGUCAGUUGUCCAACCCAAAGUAAUUAUAGGGGUUAGCAGGGAAAGAUUUUCCAAAUAGACACAGGUCAAUGCUGAUUUUUGAAAGUUGUGUUGGUGCCCUGAGUGUCCCUUUAAUAACUUUUUUAAAAUAAUAAUAAAAAAAGGAUUUUCUGCCAAUAAAGGGAUUCUAAUACUCAAUAUUGAAAAGGAAAGGUAUAAUGAUUACCUUUGUUCAUUCCAGGGCUUAGUAGUAGAAAACACAAAUCCAGGUAAAAUUGAGUAGGGCUUUAAUAUCCAGGCACGCAGAUUAAGUGUUUCUUAAAAUAAAGAUUUACUCAGUACACCAUCUGUCAAUUCAUCCCAAGAGCACUGUCAAGAAAUUAAUAAAGACGCUGUGAUAUUGAGAAAUGACAGCUUGUUAAUGCAUUCCUAGGUGACAUCAGAUUCCUUGCCAUUACACAAACACAGGAAUCUUGGUAAAUCUACACACACACUCACACACACACACACAAGGAAUUAUCUUUCUUGUCCUUGGGAACUAUUACUCUUUAAAUGCCAGAUUAAACUUGUUUUGCUGCCCUCUAGAGAAAAUAUUGGUUAAUUGCAGUUCUAAUGCAGUUCAGGACAUUACUAAUGUGUAAUAAAUCUAACAGAGUUUGGAUUAUUCAGUAACAUAUGAAAUGUUAUAAAGUCAAGGUGAAUACAAAGUGAAUUAAAAUCUUUAGGACACAGUAGUUGAAAUACUAAACAUAGUAUUCUUGAAUUGCAGCUUCCAGUUCAGCUAUUUUGGACUAGAAUCCAGUUUGAAUUCCCAACAAUUCACACAUUUUGAAUAAGCCUGUCCUUGUACUAUAGUAAACUGUUUGGCCACUUUUUGUUUCUUUAUCUUUAUUCUUACAUUUUUACAGAUAUUAAAUACAUAUAAGAAAGAAGAUACAAAUACCACCAUGUAAACAUUUAAAAAAGGGUUUCAGAUCCUUAUACAUAAUGUUAAUACUUUUUUUUUUUUUUUUUACGAAUCAAAGUGUACCGUACUUGAAAUGUCAUAAUGCAAAUACAAUGUUAAUACAAUUAAUUUAGAUACAUGUGUUUUUUUAAUGCAAUACAAAUUCUAUAUGCUUAAAAAAAUUUUGGGGAGUGUGUCUAUUAAUGGCUUUUUGAUGUUUAUAUGUUUUUUUGUUUUGUUUUUUUCUUCCAAAUGGAUGUCAGUUCUCCACCGCUCACGGUUUACUAAAUAAAUCGCCUGGUCUUUUAAUAUUUCACUAGCAGUUUAAACUAAAUUGCAGUGAAUUGAAAACCGAAUCGGGAAACAUGUAGCCAAGCUGUGAUUACAAUGGACUUGGAGAAUACUUUCAAAUAAUUAACUUUUACCAACUGUUCAUUUUACUAUGAUUUGGGUUUUACUGAAUAACUCCAACUUUUUUUUUUUUUUUUUGCGUUUAAUUAAAAGUUGUUUUUUUGUUUUUUUUCUCCUGGAAUUACGCUAGUUGAGAUCAUCAGUUGUGAAUUACCCUUCUUUGUUUUCUAUAAAAGGACUGAUGCAUACAUGUUCAAAACAAACAAAAAGUCCCACAUAAAAAAAACAAAAAACAGUUCAUUUACAAAAAAAAAAUCUUUUGCAAUUCACCAGUUACUUUAGUUAAUAAUGGUAUAGGUAUUUAAUAGUUGGCAUCCAAACUGCGAAAUUUACAGGUGACUCAUUUGAACUCGAGAAUGAUUUUAGUUUUUUUUUAAUUUUGUAGUUCACCCCAAGGAAUUUAGACAUAAAAAGAUGAGUUGAUAAAUAAAUUUACUAUAAUACAUCACCCUAUAAUCCUGUUUUACUAGAUGGGCAAAGGAAUAUAAAAGAGAGAAAGACAAAUAUAACUUGCAUUCAGGUCUAUACUCAUUUAUUCAAAUAAUGUGAAACAGAAAUCUUGGCAAGGCUACAUAAUCAGGCACAAUUAAAUCGUUUAUUUAACUAAGAGCAAGCAUUCUCUGCUGUUUGAUCGGUCAGAUGGUGUUUUAGAAAGAAAACGUUUGCUUAUAAACCGUGAAUUUCUGAACAUCGUUUUUUGCAUGAAAAAUGACUGUAGUGGAGUUUGUAGAACUCACAACUUUAGAUUGAGAACACCAGGGAUUCUCUCCUUAAUUAGUUAAUUCAUUUUGCCCUGGCAACAUAUAAUUUUACAUAGUCGGGCAGCUGUUUUGAUGGAUCGUUAGAGAAUCUAGGUUGAAAAGACUCAUGCCCAUCUUGCUGUUGGUCCAAAAGAAGAUGACAAACCAUUUUUUUAUUCACUGAAAAAAACAUUUUCCGUAGCAUACAAAAAUAGGUAAUAUGUGGUGGAACAACUUGUUGAUACAAGAAGAUAUCGGACUAGUGAUUUUAAAAUCAGGAAAUUUUCACUUUCUAUGGCAUAAUUGGAAAUCAGUUAAAGGAACACUACAUUUUUUGCACUUCCAAUGUAAGAUUGUUUCUCUUCCAAUUUGGAUUAUUGCUGCUUCCUGAAAAAGUUAAAUAAAGUAGAUUAUCUUGCUGUUAGGCCUAAGGCGCACCUGUCUUCGUGUAGCCACCACUUUACUCCCAGCUUAGAUCGAUGAUAAUAAUCUCAGCCAAUCCAGUGCUUCCCUAUAGGGAACACGCUGAAUAUCGGUCCUGCAACAUAAAGCUGAGACUGCAUGGAUAGUCUAUUUGUACCAGAACCACUACACUAAAGGGAUUCUAUAGUGAAUGGAAUACAAAGCUUUAUUCUUUACUCUAUAGUACCCUCUGCCCCAACCCCCUGAGUAUUGCAAGGGUUAAAUAACUCUUUUAACACUUACCUGAUCCCAGCACCGAUGUCUCUCGGCGCUCUGUCUCAUCCAACGUCAUCUGGCUGCGAGCGCCACGACUGUAUUAGGCCCUCCCAAUAGGAAAGCACUGACUCAAUGAGGAUGUCCAGCGUCAGGUGACCUAAAGUAGGCUAUAAGCCAGGACAUGCCUCUAGUGGCCAUCUGAUUGACAGACACUAGAGGCAGUCUUAGUCCUGCAAGGUAAUCAUUGUAGUUUCUCUAAAAUGAUGUACAUUGCAGGACUAAGGGGGAGAGGGACAUUGCACCAAGAUUAGUUCAAUGAACUAUAGAUGUCUGGAUGCCUAUAGUGUACCUUUAAGUUUAAGUAGUAGUUCUGAUUGUAAGUCUCCCUUUUAAAUUAGUUUUUUUUCCCUAUACACAGUGCAGCAGUUCAAAAAUUGGUCAAUGCCUCUUCCCCCUCACUGGACAGGGGGUGACAGAGAGACAGACAGAACUUUUAAAGACUAUCCUCCACCUACAACUCUGACUCCUUACGCUAUUUAGCAGUUAUCCUCACACAUUCUGAUUUUUCUAAAAAUAGAAAUAAAGAAUCCAAAAGCAGAUAAAAGAUACCCUUAAUUUCACAUUAUCAUUUUCAACCUUCUAAGAUGAUGACCUCUUGUCCUCUGUACAGGACUGUUAAUGAGAAAAUGACGAGAGACGGGCUUGUACAGGCCCAGUAUAGUGUGUUAUCAUAUCUGCUCUGAGGCACUUUUUUUAAAAAAGUAAACAGAGGCAGUUUUUAAAGUCUUCCUUUACUUUUUUUUAAAUGUUGUAGUCUGCAUCAUUUCCAUUAUAUUUAUGUUCAAGGUGGGCCUUACAAUUGAAAUGUUAUUUUCAAUAACAAAGUAAUACUCUGUUGUGUCACUUUACCGCAUGGACUCUGUUAUAAUAUCACAGUGAGUGAGGAAAAACAAGAGGCACAGGCACGUUGUCAUUGUGGUAAUGCGAGGGGAGGCCAAAGAGAGUCACUGUUUGAAAGGGCAAACCGUGCCAUAUUAAACUAAGGGUUGCCACUCACAUCUGGUAGAAGAGAUAAUGUUUCUGAUCUCUCCAUUCUUUCUGUGUUAGUUGUGUCAUUGAGGGUAAAUUCUAGUAAUGGAGAACAACAGCCCACAAAGUCGCACAAUCAGGUAACAGGUAGAGAGUGUACAAUCCCCAGUUCCUAUACAAUCUUCCUUGAUAGUGUUCUAAACUGAUUAUAAAUCCCCAAUAUUCUGGCCAUAGAUGUUUAUUUUUUUUAAAUUAUAUACCAGUACACCACCUAUUCUAGUUAUUAAAAAGGCAGAGGGUUUAAUCCAAAACUGUUAGGAAUACAGCAAAGACAAUUAUUUAAUGGUUUACUGCAGGAGACCCAUUACUUUUAAUUGCUUGCAACUUUCCCUCAUAGUCCUCUUAUAUUCCUCUUAUGUCCUGUGCCACUAUGCUUUGGAGAUAAGAUUACUGUCACAGAAUACAUUAAAGUACUGGGCUGGGCGAUGGGGUCCUUAUGACUCUCUUAAGAGCACAUGAGACACACAAAAGUUUAUUUUUUCUUUUUAAACAAAUGACAAGUUAGAGCAGUGGUGCCCAAAAGGUAGAUCCCUAAAUGUUUUAAAACUACAACUUCCAUGAUGCAUUGUCAUUCUAAAGGUACACUGACAAACAAAGCAUCAUAGGAGUUGUAGUUUUACAACAUCUAGGAAUCUACCUUUUGGGCACCCUUGAGUUAGAGGGCUAAAAUAAAGCAAUAAUGAAAUAACUUCAAGACUGAGACCUUAUAUUAUAAAGCAAUCUUCAUUGAAGGCACUGGACACAUGUUUACUAUUUUUCUUUCCCUACAGAUAGAACAAGUAAGCCAGCUGGCUGUUCUAAUAGAAGCUGCGUUAGACUAUCACAGACAGUGCACUCACAUCCUGGAAGACCUCCACAGCAGGUUGCACAACAGGUGAUUGUACAGAAAUUCACCUCUAAUGAUUUUACAAAGAACCUGCAUUGGCCAGACUAGCUCACAGUACUGUUUUCUACCUACAGAAUUAAUACCGCAUCUAGUCGCCCUCGCCGGGAACUCCAAUCAAAAUCCAUAAUGUCAACUCUGGAGUGUACGGACAGACUGCAGCAUAAUGGCCUUUCCUACAAUACAUCGAUGACGUUAUCAGGUAAAUCUGACUUGUAGUAGUACUUUCAUUUCUGGAACAUAUUAAAGAAUAAAUUGGGGGGGGGGGGUAAAUAUUUCAGAUCUAGAACACUUAUCAAGAGACUAAUUUGGAAGAAUUCUAGAAAUCGGAUUUCUAUUCAAGUUGACUAAUUUGGCCUUGUGUUUUCUAAAUUCAGCUAAUUGUAGGCAGUACAUCUAGGAACACACUGAAACACCUCCAGCCGUCCUGCACAUGUGCUAUGGGACUUAAAAGGCAGGAGAGAUACAGAAACAGGUGGUUAAUGUGAACUGUCUGCAGCUGAAGCUGAAUUAAUCAUUAGCCUGGAACAUUAACAUGCAUACUUUAGAAACUAUUUAGAAAAAUACAUUAAAAAAUUAUAUAUACAUAUUUACAUAUAACACUGGGAUUAUGCGCUGCGGCUGUGUUGCCAGAAUAACGUAAAACCUAUGAUCAUUGCAGCAUACACUGCCAGUGUGGGUUAAAAUGUGCACUCAUUAAGAUAAUAUAUUAAAAUGUCCAUUUAAUAAUCACGACAAAUAACAGCACACACUGGAGCCAGGAAUCCGUGCCAGAAGGCUUCUUACAGCUACUAUUUUGCUUUCUUAGAAAGAUGAGAGCCCUAUUUGUCUUGUUCAAGUGCCUUGUGGCAUGUCUUUGGACUUUAAACAAAGUCCUAGUUUAAAAAACAGACACCGAAAACCCUACAUCGCACAGCGAUUCCAAUAAGAUCCAUUUCCCCUCACUCGCUGCUAGUAUUGCUACACACUUAAUGUUUUCAGAUGGGGUGUUUAAAAGCAAUAGGAGGAUAAUGGACUCUGCUGGUUUGGCAAAUGACCCAGAUUUAAUCAAAAUACAGUCUUUCCAGCCUGGCGGUAGUUAAAUCUCAAGUGCUAAAACCAGGAAAUGAAAACUGCAAAGAAAAUACAAUGAUAAUCGUGGAUAAAUAUGUUCAUUUAUCAGGUUAUCUAGUAAAAAGAGACUGACGCCAUUUGGCAUUCUGACUUGUCAUAUGAUCAGAGAGGAAAAAUAUAUAUAUUUUUUUAAAUUUGACAAUUUUUAUUGCGUUUAGGGUACAGAAAAAAGGUGGGGAGGGUUGGGGGAAAAUUGCAUAUUCAUUAGCCUGGUUUACAAUUUUGAACAUACAUGUGAAAUCGCAUUUGAUUAUACGAGAGAGGAAAAAUAUUCAUUCAUGACUUUGAUGUGGCAUAUGACCAUCUCAUUAAAACUGCUCAGAACAGGAAUCCAGAAUUCCUGUGCAGUGUUAAUCUAUGUUAAAAGUAAAGUAAAGUACGAUUCUAUACUGGAAAUUACAUUAUUUACAGUGCACAACAGCUGCAUUCUGAAUGUUCUAUGUCAAUGGCUUAUAUUAUAUUACACAUGUUGAAUACCCUUUCCUGCAUAGCUUGAAGGGGCACUCUGGUCACCAGAACAACUACAGCUUAUUGUAGUUGUUCUGGUGUCUACAUUGCGAUGAGGAGAUGCUGAUUGGCCAGGGUGUUUCGCUCCACCCACGCCCCAUCUCCUUGGUUCCUAUGGGCAAGCAUUGUAAUUCGCUAAGAUCAUCAAUUCUGAUAUCAACCGAGGAGGCGGGGCAAUGGUGGAGCCAGCGCCGCUGGACCUGUGCAACACUGGAAAUAAGGUAGGUUUUUUUUACUUUAUUAAAGGGGGCAAGAGGGGCCUAAUUAGUGUUGUUAACACUAUAGUGUCAGGAAUACAUGUUUGUGUUGCUGACCCUCUAGUGUUUCUUUAAAGUCUAAGGAACGUUGAGUUCACAAUUACACCUUACACCGUACAUAUAAUGUUUUACAUUAAGAGAUAACUAGCUGCUUUAUUUGCUUGGUUACAAUUGGCAUUGCCUAAAAGUUACCUAUAUUGUACCACUUACCUCAUUCGUAUCCUCUCAGCCAAAACACGCCCACCUAAGAGCAACAAGAAGACUAUGACCAAACCCUCUAAUUGU
Pelobates cultripes (western spadefoot toad) is the source of this 33572-nucleotide messenger RNA. The record is from the annotation of a GenBank genome assembly. NCBI's taxonomy places the organism in Eukaryota, Metazoa, Chordata, Amphibia, Anura, Pelobatidae.